UAUUAAUAUUCGUGAACUAAAAUUACUUCGGAGAUGAAAGACUUGACAACGUCAAUUUCCAUUGAUAUCAGGAAAUGAACGUUAGAUGUGUUUUUCUUAUAGUUAUUUAUAUUUUUGUCUUAAUUUCUGUUGAGAGCCAACACCGAAGAAAAUGUAAUGAGAAAAUUAACGUCGUUUUAUUUUUUACCGAAAGCUCCAAAGUACCCAUCUCCGAUUUGGGUAUAAGAUUCUUGCAAUUGUACAAAGUUGUGGAAGUAGAGCACAAUGCAGAAGCUGAUAAAAACCACGAUUUUAUUAGUAAAAGACGUGCUGAAAGAUGUAAGGAUAAUUUGAAAGAAAGUCUAGAUUCUUUAACCCUUUUUUGCAAAAAUGCACUUGGCAUGAAUACUGCUAUUGUAACUAUAUCCAGUAGUUCAAUAACAGAAGAUAUUAAAGAAACAAAUUCAAAAAAGUUGCCGAAAUUAAGGAAGAGUCGAAAACGCAAGAAAAAUAUUCCAGGAAUAACAAAAGCAACAAAAGUAACAAAACCCAGUACAAAAGAAAUUAUUUUGAGUCCACAACACACAGAGGUGUUCAAGAUAAGAGUAAAACGGAACACAACAAACGAACAAAACGAAACUGAUAUAAAUUAUAGGUAUACAAAUAAUAAUCAGUUUAUUGGAGCACCUGUAGAUAAGGAUAGAAUGGAACACCCAUGGGAUUCGUUAGAUGUUUGGUCACAUGUUAGGUUUUCAUUUUUCGGAGAUCUAUUUAAAGAUAAGAAAAAAGAAAACCUUUCAAAACAAGAGAACGACAUUUUAACCAAUGGAAUGGUGAACAGAGAAAACGACCGAGGUCUUUUCGAAACGGUUGAGAGUACCUUAAAAAAUCUUCAAGAAAACCCAGAAGCUUUCCUCAUGGUAGUUUUUGGAGGUGAAUUACAAGAAGUGUCCGAUAAAUACAGUCCGUUGGUGCAAACAUUAAAACAUGUUAUCGAAAACACAGAUCCUGAAAAUACACUUAUAGUGUUAACUGGUAAUUGCCCUGAAUUUAAAAAUCCGAAUAAUGGAGUUGUCGAAAUCAACGAAAAUGUUAAAGAGUGUCGGAAUUUGAAUAAAAUCCCCGUUUACGCCAAAGGCCCAAAAUCCGACAAAUUAGGCGAAUGUGUUCUGUUAUACGAUAUUCCUUUGAUUAUAAAGAACAGUUUGGAGGAAUCCUCUCCAAUAUUUGAUGGUAAUCAUUGACUAUUCGUGGAAGUCUGAAAUACUGGAUAUUGUCUUUUGAUAUCAUUU
Messenger RNA from Psylliodes chrysocephalus, 1271 nucleotides. The record is from the annotation of a GenBank genome assembly. NCBI's taxonomy places the organism in Eukaryota, Metazoa, Arthropoda, Insecta, Coleoptera, Chrysomelidae.